GUUUUGCGACAUUUCCGGUCGCUGCUGUGUCGUUUUGCUUUACGAUAGUUGUGACAAACCAGAAGAGUUAUUUCGAAAGUCGGGUGAUGUUUUCAACCUGAAGGCAAACAAGAAAUCAAAUGGCCUGAGAUACAACACCUGGACGGAUAUAAGCUUCAGCAGCUGAAGGAUAUAACAAUAACCACGAUGCGAAAAACAAUAACACAUUUUCUAUAGUUUUCCUCUCAGUACUAGCUACCUAGCUAAGCUAAAUUAGCCAUAAACUAGCCAAGCCAGCUUGUCCGCCUUCAUCCCGGGGAACAACCAUAGAGACAGUCUAUGGGAUGUUUUGAGUGCAAUUCGAUGUGACAUCCUAACAUUUCCCUGGGUGCCUUUUUCACACGCUGACUCAUAGCUGGGCAUCUGUCAUUAACACACAAUGUGGCUACAGCAGAGACUAAAGGGGCUACCGGGCUUGUUAUCCAGCAGCUGGGCAAGAAGACUCCUCAUAGGGCUGCUGCUCUUCCUCAUCUUCUACUGGUACCUGGGAGCGGAACGCAGGUGGAGCUUCUUCAGCGGCUCGGCCAUGCCCGGCGGGGCGGCCGGACAGUGCCUCCUGGCUGAAAUGCACAGGUGGAAAUCUCUCGUAGACAGGGGAGAGGGGAUAUACAGCACACCUCAGGAACAACUGGAUACACCUUUUGUAUCAGGUAACGGCCAUAUUCUUAUUGACAUUGACUCUAACAAGCUGUGGGUAGCGUCGUCUUCACAGCCCGGCUCGGCUCCUGUCCACCAGACUGAAUACUCGCCAAGAGUCAGCGUACAUCUCGAGGGUAAGAGUGCCGAGGCGCAGGCUACCAUGCUGUGGUUCCGGAAAGGAGCCGUGCUGUCGGUCCGCUGUGCUUCACCAGCCGCUCUGCAGUCAGCCCGGGACUGUGUCACCAUCAGAGAAGAGUUUCUCGCGCACAGAAGCAGACCUAACGUCUAUCUACAGCGAAUCCACAUCAACAACCCGUCUGACAGGACUGCAUCCUUGGACGUUUCCUCCAACAACCCCCCCUUCGGUAGCAAGUUCUCCACCAGUGUGGAAAAACUGGAGGAUAGAGAGAUAGUGCUCUCCUCUGGCAGAGUGCCUGUCGAGAACAACCGCAUGGUGCUGGUGGUGGUGGUCACCAAGAAGCUGAGCAGCAGGAUCCAGGUCCCUGCUAAAUUAGAGUACACAGACAACAUCUUGUCAGUGGUGUGGACCUCAGAGCCCAUCGAGCCGUCCAAGCUGGAGGAGACCUUCAGCACCCUCAGAGAUGGAGCCAAAAAGGAGUUGGGGGAGCUGCUGAGGGCCAGUGUGGAAGAGCUGGUGGCAGAUCACCAGCAGGCUUGGAUGGACCUCUUCAUUUCAGGUGUUGAAAUGAGGAAGAUCACAGACUCCCACACACCAUCGAGCCGCACGGUGAACACCACCCUCUACUACAUCCUGUCCUCCUCCACGGCUCCACUGCUAGAUCGAAGGCUGAGUGGCGAGGAGCGUGUUCGGCUAGAGUCCAGCCUCAACUACGCCGACCACUGCUUCAGCGGCCACGCCACCAUGCACGCAGAGAACCUGUGGCCUGAGCGGGUGAGUAGUGCAGCUCAGAUCCUGCAGCUGGUCACGCUGUGGACCCUGACUCUGCAGAAGAGAGGCUGCAAGGUGCUGGUGGCGGCCGGAGCCCAUGGAGCCAUGCAGGCCAUGGCGCUCAGCUUUGGCGGCCUUCAGUUUACAGAGAACCACCUUCAGUUCCAGGCUGAUCCGGACGUGUUGCACAACAGCUACGCCCUGAGAGGGAUCCACUACAACCAGGACCUCAUUAACCUGGCAGUGCUGCUGGACGUAGAGGGGAAGCCUUUUCUUCACGUGUCAGUGAAGCCGCAGGAGAAACCGGUGAAGCUGUACGCCUGCGAGGCCGGCUGCCUCAACGAGCCUGUGGAGCUGACGUCAGAGAUCAAAGGUCACACCUUCCCUGUGAUGGUGACGCAGCCCAUCACACCGCUGCUGUACAUCUCCACAGACCUGCGCCACCUGCAGGAUCUCCGCCACACCUUGCACCUCAAGGCCAUCCUGGCCCACGAGGAGCACAUGGCCAACAGGUACCCUGGCCUGCCCUUCCUCUUCUGGUUCAGUGUGGCCUCACUCAUAACACUAUUCCACCUCUUCCUCUUCAAGCUCAUAUACAACGAGUACUGUGGCCCCGGCGCUAAGCCCCUCUUCAGGAGCAAGGUCGCCCACAAUAGUGAGGAUGGCAGCUGUGACACCAGGAAUGCUGCUUGAACACUACAGUGCUAUGCACGCAUUCAACAUGUGGUAUUGGCUCUGCUUGACCUUUGACAGCAUGGGAGAUAUUAAGGGUAUGCUGGUACUGAAUUCCAUCGUCUUAUUAUUUUUUCAUCUAAGUUAAGUGAUUAUCAUGAAGAGACAUGCAGCAAGAGAGAUAACUAUCCUGUAUGAGUGAUGCCACCCAAAGAUCUGCUGUGAGGUUGUAGAGGCAUGCAGGGUAAAACUGGGCAUCUCUGUCACUGUAACUAACCAUUAGUCACUUGAUUGUUCUGCUCAUUAUUUUCUUGAUUAAUGUCACAAUAAUGUCUAUAAAAUGUUACAAAUCAUCACAAAUGCCCGUCACAGGAUUACAUAUUGUAAUGACUUCCCAAAACCUGAAGAUAUUCAGUUCAUGCAAGGUAAAAUUAAAUAGAAAUUGUGGAGAAUGUUUUGCAUUUUUAAUGUUGAAGGAAUCAUUUAAACUAUCAAGACUAUUUCAAGAUGUGGCAGAAUUCCCUAUUUACCUCUGAUCCCACAGGAAACUAGAAAUCAACCAGAGUAAUUUGCUUUCCUAUAAAAGCCAGUGAAACUUUGUUAUUGCACUCCGAUAACAUUAUGGACAGUUAAUCAUUAAAAAUAGACAAAAAAUGGAUGCAUCAGAACCAUGUUGCAGCAGCAGCUACUGGAUCCUGCAUUAUCAGACUUCACACAGCUCCCUCUGGAGACAAUUCUUACCUCUGCACACCAGACCGAUUACUGUGUAAAGUGGCUGCUGUCAGCUGAUCUGACAACUGACACUUUGUUUAAAGCACCUUUAGUUCCUGGGUGGUGGUGAAAAACAACAAAAAUCAAAUCAGAAAUUCUCAAUUCCUACUUUAAAGGUGCAAUGUAGCUUUAAAGGAGCAAUGUGUACAAAAUGGCCAGAACUUUAGAACUUUAGUGUAAAACACUCAAAAGAUGAACUGAAAUUAUCAAUAAUGUGAAGAAGAAUAAGACAUUGUGUUUCAGAGAUGUCAGCCAUAAUAUUUACUUUGGCAAUUUACUUUCUGCUAUUGCGUCACUUAUCAGUAAAUCUUCCACGUACAAACAGCCUUGGAACAACUCUCUGCUGGAGGGAGCGGGGCAGUGCGACUUUGAAACAGCUGCUCAAUCGGCCAUGGUUUUGUUGCAACUUUGGAUUCAUCUCUAUACAUUUGACCAUUUGUUUUAUCAGUUACACACCAAAGUCAUUUCUUAGAUAUGCGAACAGUGAGAGAUCACUUAGAAGUCUGAUCGGUCAGGAAAGCUUUCAACAAUAGUCAAACUUAUUUGAAAGAGAAAUUGGAAAGCGAAGAAUAAAAGUAUUACCCUUUCGUUGAAAACAUCCGUCAAAGUUUACAGACCAAAUUUCUACUUCAUAUUUGACCUACUGGACUGACUAGUUGUGUGCACUUGCAGGUGUCCUGAGUAACAGGUGUGUGUGAAAAAAAAAAAAAAAAGGUUGCUCAUCUGCUGCUUUGUUAAAAACGUAAGGUAAAUGGCAAUUAUUAAUGGCUGCCA
Messenger RNA from Cottoperca gobio, 3805 nucleotides. Its product is annotated as KIAA2013 ortholog. NCBI's taxonomy places the organism in Eukaryota, Metazoa, Chordata, Actinopteri, Perciformes, Bovichtidae. The record is from RefSeq and is a predicted model, not a curated record. The transcript has 3 exons. The coding region runs from base 419 to 2281 and encodes 620 amino acids.